AUGUGUGCGAGUACGAUGAAGAUUAUUUUUUUCAGGUUUUAUGUGUUUGCUGCGGCAAUAAAAUACCAUGGUAAAGUUGAAUGUUGUUAUGGUGGUGCCGAUAUCUUCUGGUGUGGUUGUUGGCCAUACAAAUUCGGUGAUUAUGCACUUCCAGUUGAUUUGUUUUCGUGUGCAGGUAAAUUUUCCAUAUAUGCACGAAAACACCGAAGGCAGAAGAGUCGUGCAUCUUUAUCGGUGUUAUCCAGAUCAAAAUCAAAACAUUCAGUCAGGGCUCGCAUAUCCGCUGAGUUGUAUUUGGUCAUGAUUGAGGGCGAAAAUACCGAAGAUCAACCAAAGAUAGCACAGGAGAAACAUCUAUCAAAAUAUUAUACAGUUUAG
Cokeromyces recurvatus is the source of this 378-nucleotide messenger RNA. RefSeq lists its product as uncharacterized. Lineage: Eukaryota; Fungi; Mucoromycota; Mucoromycetes; Mucorales; Mucoraceae. The transcript has 3 exons. The coding region runs from base 1 to 378 and encodes 125 amino acids. The record is from RefSeq and is a predicted model, not a curated record.